ACUUAUCCGACUUAUCCGCGACUUAUCUGUGCUUCUCGGCGGCGCAUCGCUCGUAAAGGAAAAGCGGAAAAAGCGCCCUGUCAUCCCAUCUCGCUUCCACUAUGUUCGUUCCUUUACAAGCUUACAAAGACAAGUCAUGGCAGGAAUACGUGCUGGUAUUUCCCGUGGUGUCGGUGGGGAACGCGGCCCAGUUGGCCGUCGACUUGCUCCUGUCAACGCUGGAGACAGAGCUCGUCGGCUACAUCCACUCCACUGCCCUGCUACCGCUGGUUGGGGGAAAUCCGUACAGAGUCGGCGAUCAGAGACUCGCUACAGCGUGCCAAGUGUACGUGUGCCACGGCAGCAAGCUCUUGCUGGUCCAACAGAGGACACCGGUGUCACCGAACUCGAGGACCGAGUACCGCCAGUUCCUGACCGACUGGAUGAAGCAGGAACGCUUUCGACUGGUGGUCAUGCUUUCCAGCUGCCUCUCGCAGUACACCGACCCGUCGGACUUGCCAAAGUACUCUGUGCACUACUACUGUUCCCCGGCAGUGACUCAGCAGGUGCAGGGAGACUUGGGUGCCCUCUGCUGGAAUAAGCUGGAAAAGCAAGAUCCCGUCACUCACGAACAGAGCUCUCACGGUGUGCUGCUCAUGCCAGGGUCGGGCAUUACUCGCUCCCUUCUCGAAAAAUGCGUGUCAGACGAGAUUCCCGUGGUGCUUCUGCUGGUGUACUGCUCGGAAGGCGACAACACUCCAGACGCCAUCUUGCUUGCCGAUCGAUUGGACGAAUGGCUGCACCUCUGCCAGCCGCUCAAGGACGGAGAGGAACGCUGUGGCCGCACAGGUCCCUGGCAGACGCCCAUCUCAUGGAGCCUGCUGUUUGGCAACACUCCUCCGACAGGAAUCUACUAGCAGACGUCGGGUCGGAUUGGUGUUGCCACGAGACGAGAGCGGCCGUCACGGGACCACGGGGAAGUCUGGUCGUCCCGAGCCGGAACGGAGCCGGGCUCGCGCCGGAAUAGGCGGUGCACCGGCCGGCCCUACCCCUCACAUGUAGGUGCUCUGGAAGGUCUGCCAGUCAAUCCGCGGGACGUUUGGACUGGCCUCGUAGUCCGCCAGCGGUUUCGGAGGCUCCUCGUCGGAGGAACACGCACUCGAGUCGGCGCGCAUCACUGGCUCGUCGAAAACUGGAUCGUGCAGCGUCACGUCAAACUCCUGCCUGCGUUUGUUGACACGAGAGACGGAAGUUGCGAAGUUGGUCCACACACCUGCAACUGCUUACGACUGGCACCUCAAAACUUCUCGGGACCUCUUGCGAUGAGAGAAUGCACUAGUGCUGUCUGUCAGGCAGCCGCGAAACACACUCAAUUUCCGUACAUUUCCUGGUCGCUGUUUUUUUGUGCAUCAUUCAGUCAUUGUUGUCUCAACAAGCUUUUGACGACGUCGUAAACCAUAGUUUCUCGUAGAUGGUGUGUACGUCUGAUCUCACAAGUACCGCAAAAACCUUUGCUCUAGGGAAAUGCAGCUCCAGGUCCACCUCAGAAACGCUGCCAGCAUGCCAGUGCAUUCUCCUCUUGCCGUAAAAUAUUGCGAGAGGUCGUAAUUAGGUAUGCCGCGAACUUUCAUGAAACUUCGAAGUUCGACUGGUUCGGCGAACCCUUGAACUUUUGGCAAGGUGGCAAAGUUGGACACAUGGACAGUGUUGCCCAGCUUCCACACAAAGAUUUCAAAUCUAAGGGAAAGAAAUAAUUUAGAAAGUAGUUUAUCUUAUAAUUUAUACAAUGAUUAGCUAUGUUUACAUGAUAUGAAAGCAAAAAUGAGUACUUUUAACACUUUCGUUAGUUAGUAAUGUGAACCAGCGCUGCAAUACACCCACCAAAUAUUGCACUUUUCCUCCGCCAGGUGGUGUCGGCUCGUUUCUUUCCAUUUUCGCGCAUGCACAAAAAAGUUCGCUUUUGGUCUAACCUUUGUACAACAUCACGUUGAAAGUUUGAAAAUGUUGAACUUGGUCGAACUCGGACCUGGGCAGGUUCGCGACAUCCCUAGUCAUUAUGUGCUCGGUCGUUACCCGAGCCUGAAUGUUACGGCGUGGUGAGGGUAAGUUGCAGAUCUGUCAUCAUUGUGGUGUUAUGGGACAGGUGUCAGGAAGAGACUAGUUCUAAGCAUGACCCAUUAAGUGCACCGCGAUUAACGGACGCUAUACUACGACCUGUCGGCUCUGGAAGUUCGAGGAGUCGGAUUGACUCGCAUACAAUAAAAGUGGAGACUGCUCAA
Ixodes scapularis (black-legged tick) is the source of this 2258-nucleotide messenger RNA. RefSeq names its product proteasome assembly chaperone 2. Gene Ontology annotation, biological process: proteasome assembly. Bases 102 to 896 code for a protein of 264 amino acids. The record is from RefSeq and is a predicted model, not a curated record. Gene Ontology annotation, cellular component: nucleus; cytosol. Lineage: Eukaryota; Metazoa; Arthropoda; Arachnida; Ixodida; Ixodidae. The transcript has 8 exons.